Molecule: messenger RNA, 2723 nt
Organism: Scomber scombrus (Atlantic mackerel)
Lineage: Eukaryota; Metazoa; Chordata; Actinopteri; Scombriformes; Scombridae
Gene: rab40c
Product: RAB40c, member RAS oncogene family
Exons: 6
Coding region: 338-1177 (279 amino acids)
Biological process (GO): intracellular signal transduction; protein localization to plasma membrane
Cellular component (GO): synaptic vesicle; endosome; plasma membrane
Molecular function (GO): GTP binding; GTPase activity
Source: RefSeq, a predicted model, not a curated record
UUUUUUUUAAUUGUUUUAUUAUCUUUCACAGUAUAGAUCUACUAUAGUAGUAGGAUCACAUUUGUGGCACCCACCUUGUUUCUCAUGUAGGACAUUCAUGUGAAAAGCUGGUCUUCUUCUUCAAGUUACACUUUGGAAGACUUAACAUUGUGAACCAAGUGAACCAGGACUUUAAAAGCUUCAUGUCCUCACAAACCUCUUCAUUUUUAGAUUGAGUGAGUGAGUUUGUUGGUCACCCAUCCUGUGUGUUUGUGUGUGGACGAGGGGGUCAGUCAGUUAUCUUCAGCCUCCUCCUCUUCCUCCUCCUGCUGCUGCGUCGCCCCAGAUGUGAGACGUGAUGGGCAGCCAGGGCAGCCCGGUGAAAAGCUACGACUACCUCCUCAAGUUCCUCCUGGUGGGAGACAGCGACGUUGGCAAAGGAGAGAUCCUGGACAGCCUGCAGGACGGCUCUGCUGAAUCCCCGUACGCUUACAGUAGCGGUAUCGACUAUAAAACCACGACCAUUCUUCUGGAUGGGAGGAGAGUGAAGCUGGAGCUUUGGGACACAUCGGGGCAGGGACGGUUCUGCACCAUCUUCCGCUCUUAUUCCCGCGGAGCUCAGGGCAUCCUGCUGGUUUAUGACAUCACCAACCGCUGGUCGUUCGACGGCAUCGACCGCUGGAUCAGAGAGAUCGAUGAGCACGCUCCCGGCGUUCCUCGGAUCCUCGUCGGUAACCGGCUGCAUCUGGCCUUCAAGCGGCAGGUUCCCACCGAGCAGGCGCGGGCGUACGCCGAGAAGAACGGCAUGACGUUCUUCGAGGUGAGCCCGCUGUGCAACUUCAACGUCAUCGAGUCGUUCACGGAGCUGUCGCGCAUCGUCCUGAUGAGGCACGGCAUGGAGAAGUUCUGGAGGCCCAACAGAGUCUUCAGCCUGCAGGAUCUCUGCUGCAGAGCCAUCGUGUCGUGCACGCCGGUCCACCUCAUCGACAAGCUCCCGUUGCCCGUCGCCAUCAAGUCUCACCUCAAGUCCUUCUCGAUGGCGAACGGCAUGAACGCCGUCAUGAUGCACGGACGCUCGUACUCGCUCGCAAACCCGGCCGGCGGCUCCAAGGGCAACAGCCUGAAACGCUCCAAGUCCAUCCGCCCGCCUCAGAGCCCGCCGCAGAACUGCACCCGGAACAACUGUAAGAUCUCCUAAAGACGGAGCGCCGCCGCCGUCGUCACCACCGCUGCUGCUGCUGCCGCCGCUGCCGAUGAAGAUGAUGAUGAUGAUGAUGAUGAUGAUGAUGAGAGACGGCGAAGCAUCAUCAGGAGACGCGUGUACAGGAAGUUGUGAGCUGGAGGUGAAGCGACGCAUCUCUGAUACUCAGAGCUGAACGAUGGAUGAAGAGCUGCCUCCCUCCUCCAGGUGAUGAUGAGGAAGAUGAGGAAGAAGAAGAGGAAGGCUCGGGUCUCCGCAGGCCUGAAUUUCCCCAUUACCAACCGCGAAGAUACAAAGGAAAGAAAGAAAGAGAGAAAGAGAGAGAGAGAGAGACUCGAUGUUAACUACAUGUACAGAAAUACGACGCGACUCGUCGUCACCUCAACGUUUAUCCUCCGACUUUGUGUUUUUCUUUCCGUCUGGUUUUUAUAACUUCACCUUUUUUUUCCUGUUUGUUUAUUUUUAUUUUUGGUUUUUUUUAAAAUUUUAUUAUUUUGUUUGUUUGUUUGUUUGUUUGUUUUGUUUUUUUAAAGACCAAUAAGCUACAGAGUGAUGAUAGAAACACUAGAGAGCAGCAGCGUUGUUUCAUGUUCAAAGAGUUUUAAAAAUGUCUUGACAACGAGAUGAGAAAACCAGAACCAGGACUAUGACCUGGACCAGGACCAUGACUAGGACUAGGACCUGGACCAGAACCAGAACCAGGACCUGGACCUGAACUAGGACCAGGACCAGGUCUCAGGUCUAGAGAGCUUUCAGUCCUGUUCAUCAUCGUUAUUUUGUGCUCAGAUGUUUUUAUUUGAGCGAAGUUACAAAAAAAUAGCUGAAGGGAAAAAUCCUGGUGAUGAGACGAGAGAACCAGAACCAGGACCUGGAUCAGGACCUGAACCAGUUCUCAGGUCCAGGUUCAGGACCAGAGAGCUUUCAGUUCUCCUGUUUAUCAAUUUUAUGUUCGAACUGAAGUUUUAUUUGAUUGAAAAGUUUAAAAAAAUCUUGGCAACAAGAUGAGACAAAGUUCCCUUGUUGUUAUAAAGAGGACCAGAACCUGGAUUAGGAUCAGGAUCAGGACCAGGAUCAGGACCAGGACCAGGUCUAGUGGAUAACCAGUCAGUCCUCCUAGUUAUCGAUCGUUGUUUUGUCCUCGCAUGUGUUAUUUGAGCAAAGAAUUAAAAAAUCUUGGCAACGAGACGAGAGAACCAGAACCAGGACCAGAAUCUGGACCUGGACCUGGACCAGGACCAGGACUAAGAACAAGACCAGGUCUCUGUUCUCAGGUCCAGGUCUAGUGAUCAGUCAGUCCUUCUAGUUAUCGAUCGUUGUUUUUAUUCACGUUUUAUUCGAGCGAAGAGAUUAAAAAGUCUCUCGAAGUUCUUCUGUAGUUAUAAAGAGAACCAGAACCAGAACCAGAACCUAGACCAGGACCAGGACCAGAACCAGAACCAGAACCAGAACCAGAACCAGGACUAGGACUAGGACCUGGACCAGGUCUCAGGUCCAGAGCUGUGGCUGGUAUCAUUAUAAAACACUGAUAGCAGCACCAACCCAA